AACUACAAGCGGAAACUCCAAAGUCCAUGUUCGUCGUGUAGUAUCUUAUCUUUUCGAGUGCACAUUAGGUUUGUUGCGGUUAAUGCACGACACAACACAUUUAAGUGCUGUAUGAUCCAGACCAAAAUAGAGCUAUGGAUAAGAUAAGUGAAUCUCUGUGUAGGUAUAAGGAUUAUAACUUCGGGAUCGGUCUGACCACAGCAGAAUACAUCGACUCCCUUCAGAGCUUUGAGAUCCGUGACAGCGACGUCUUCCUGGUCACUUACCCAAAGUCAGGAACGAUAUGGACCCAGCAGAUCAUCACGUCCAUCUAUGAGCUCGAUGACGACCACGUUCCUUAUCCCAACAACCUGGAGCGGAUGCCGUGGCUCGAGUACCUGGAGGGCCGGGAGGACUACUCUCUGAGGCCCUCUCCGCGGCUGUUCGCCUCCCACCUCACCCCCAUGCUCCUACCUCCAGGGCUCAGGAGCAAGAAGGCAAAGAUCGUCUAUGUGAUGAGGAACCCAAAGGACAACGUGGUGUCGUAUUAUCACUACUGCCACGCCUGGGUCCAUCUCGAAACCCCCAAGAGCUUCGAUGACUUUCUGGAGCAAUAUCUGGAGGGCAAAGUCGGUGCCUCGUCGUGGUUCGAUCACAUCCGGGCGUGGCACGCCAAGAGAGAGCAGUACCACAUCCUCUUCCUCUCCUACGAGGACAUGAUCCUAGACCUGAAGGCGGCAGUGAGCAGAAUCGGCCUCUUCUUGGGUAAAGACCUCAGUGACGAGAGCGUCCGUCAGAUCGUCGAGAAAUCCACGUUCCGAAACAUGAAGAAAGACCCCAAGGCCAACUACGAGUUCCUGCCCGCCGACGUGAUGACGGGAAAGUUCAUGCGGAAAGGCCGCGUCGGGGACUGGAAGAACAGCUUCACCGUGGCGCAGAGCGAGCGCUUCGACCGGGUCCUUCAGGAGCGCGUGGGGGACAUGAACCUGGCGUUCACCUGGGACGCGCCCCCACAGGGGGCCGGCGAGCCCUGAGGACACCUGGAGGCGAACUUACGAAUCCUACGAUGGCCACGCCAAGACCCGCCCUACUCCGUCUGUGAUUGGCCGGGUUGCAUGCAACUCAACCAGACGCUUUAGAACUCUACGGUUGCCGAGGUAAUGUGUCUGUACUGUCCAAUCAGAGAUCAGCUGGUAUUUCAAGGCGGUGGAUCAAACACUUUGUGUUUAUAAUAUCACAGAACAAAUGACGAAUAAACAGAUAUCCAAUCUUCCAUAUCUUUAUUUAUUUCUUGAUAAGCGUUUCCACGCGGAGCUGAGGGAGGUGAAGUCGUCGCUGUAACAGUCCGGCUCAAUUCUCCUCAUCUGGGGAAAACAUGGACAACAGAUAUAGGUCAACAGAUAUAGGUCAACAGGAUGGUACAGCAGCAAUACGACACAGCCAUGUUUGGUGUUUAAGUGACAUAUCGACCACAUCUCCAGCAGAACUCGAGACUAUGAGCUGGACACUUUUUGUGAUGAACAUUGCAUCCCAAAGGCCAAAGAAAUAUUUUGGGGAAAAUAAUACAGUAGGUAUGU
Gadus chalcogrammus (walleye pollock) is the source of this 1556-nucleotide messenger RNA. It is a transcript of the gene sult3st1, whose product is annotated as sulfotransferase family 3, cytosolic sulfotransferase 1. Gene Ontology annotation, cellular component: cytoplasm. Lineage: Eukaryota; Metazoa; Chordata; Actinopteri; Gadiformes; Gadidae. Bases 135 to 1013 code for a protein of 292 amino acids. Gene Ontology annotation, molecular function: sulfotransferase activity. Gene Ontology annotation, biological process: sulfation. The record is from RefSeq and is a predicted model, not a curated record. The transcript is spliced from 6 exons.